Molecule: messenger RNA, 3476 nt
Organism: Ziziphus jujuba (common jujube)
Lineage: Eukaryota; Viridiplantae; Streptophyta; Magnoliopsida; Rosales; Rhamnaceae
Product: cellulose synthase A catalytic subunit 4 [UDP-forming]
Exons: 11
Coding region: 47-3166 (1039 amino acids)
Biological process (GO): plant-type primary cell wall biogenesis; cellulose biosynthetic process
Cellular component (GO): plasma membrane; trans-Golgi network
Molecular function (GO): cellulose synthase (UDP-forming) activity
Source: RefSeq, a predicted model, not a curated record
UCCUUCACCAAAUCUUCUACUCCAUCUCAUUUUUUGGCUAAUUGCCAUGGCAGGCUUUGUUACUGGUUCCGACACCAGGGACGAGCCUCCACCGAAUCGCCACUCUGCUUCAAAAAUAUGUAAAGUUUGUGGGGAUGAGAUUGGUUACAAAGAUAAUGGAGAGCUGUUUGUGGCCUGCCAUGUUUGCGGUUUUCCGGUUUGUCGUCCUUGUUAUGAGUAUGAAAGGAGUGAAGGAAAUCAAUGUUGCCCUCAGUGCAACACUCGCUAUAAGCGUCACAAAGGUUGUCCAAGGGUUGCAGGUGAUGAAGAGGAUAGCUUUGAUGAUGAUUUUGAUGAUGAGUUUCAGGUCAAAAAUCACCAGGAUGACUCUGCGGAUCAUAGAAUUCAUGCCACUACUAAUUCGGAAAAUGGGGACCAUUACAAUCCACAGCAAUGGCAUCCAAAUGGCCCAGCUUUCUCUUCUUUUGCCGGAAGUGUUGCUGGUAAGGAUUUUGAAGCCGACAAAGAAGCUUAUAGCGCUGAGGAAUGGAAAGAUAGAGUAGAAAAAUGGAAAGUCAGGCAAGAAAAAAGAGGCCUUUUCAACAAAGAAGAUGGCAACAAUGAUCAAGCCGAGGAAGAUGAUUACCUUUUGGCAGAAGCCCGACAACCAAUGUGGAGAAAAGUCCCAAUUCCUUCAAGCAAAAUAAGUCCUUACCGCAUAGUUAUUGUCCUUCGUCUUGUAAUUCUGAUGUUCUUCUUCCGUUUCCGUAUCUUAACCCCUGCCUACGAUGCUUUUGCCCUCUGGCUCAUCUCUGUCAUUUGUGAAAUAUGGUUCGCACUCUCUUGGAUUCUUGAUCAGUUCCCCAAAUGGCAACCCAUCAACCGUGAGACAUACUUGGAACGUUUGUCCCUAAGAUUUGAACGUGAGGGUGAGCCUAAUCGUCUUGCCCCUAUUGAUUUCUUCGUGAGUACUGUGGAUCCUCUCAAGGAACCCCCAAUCAUCACUGCAAACACUGUUCUUUCUAUCUUAGCCGUGGAUUACCCUGUUGAAAAAGUGAGCUGUUAUGUAUCCGAUGAUGGUGCUUCCAUGCUCCUUUUCGAUACGUUAUCCGAGACUGCUGAGUUUGCUAGGAGAUGGGUUCCUUUUUGUAAGAAGCAUAACAUUGAACCAAGAGCUCCAGAGUUCUAUUUCUCUCAGAAGAUUGAUUACUUGAAGGACAAGGUUCAUCCAAGCUUUGUCAAAGAGCGUAGGGCCAUGAAAAGAGAGUACGAAGAAUUCAAAGUGAGGAUUAAUGCACUGGUUUCAAAGGCUCUGAAGAAACCGGAAGAUGGGUGGGUGAUGCAGGAUGGUACUCCAUGGCCCGGCAACAACACUCGUGAUCAUCCCGGCAUGAUUCAGGUUUAUCUGGGAAGUGCUGGUGCACUAGAUGUAGACGGAAAGGAACUACCACGUCUUGUAUAUGUUUCUCGUGAGAAACGACCUGGCUAUCAACAUCACAAGAAAGCAGGUGCCAUGAAUGCUCUGGUUCGUGUAUCUGCUGUGCUCACUAAUGCACCUUUCAUGUUGAAUCUGGAUUGUGAUCACUACGUCAAUAACAGCAAGGCUGUAAGGGAAGCUAUGUGCUUUCUAAUGGAUCCCAAUUUGGGAAAGAAGCUUUGCUAUGUCCAGUUUCCUCAGAGAUUUGAUGGUAUUGAUCGCCACGACAGAUAUGCUAAUCGAAAUGUGGUGUUCUUUGAUAUCAACAUGAGAGGCCUUGAUGGGAUCCAAGGACCAGUAUAUGUUGGGACUGGAACUGUUUUCAAUAGGCAGGCAUUAUAUGGCUAUGAUCCACCAGUGUCUGAAAAGAGGCCAAAGAUGACAUGUGACUGCUGGCCUAAAUGGUGCUGCUGCUGCUGCUGUGGUGGUUCAAGGAAAAAGUCUAAGAAGAAGGGAGUGGUAAGAAGUUUGUUUGGAGGACUAUACACAAAGAAAAAGAAAAUGAUGGGGAAGAACUACGUGAGGAAAGGGAGCUCAAGUAUGUUCGAUCUUGAAGAGAUUGAAGAAGGGCUUGAAGGUUAUGAUGAGUUGGAGAAAUCAUCACUCAUGUCACAGAAGAAUUUUGAGAAACGAUUUGGGCAAUCUCCUGUUUUUAUAGCUUCUACUCUUGUGGAAGAUGGUGGCCUUCCUGAAGGGACCAAUACCUCUUCUCUUAUCAAAGAGGCCAUCCAUGUUAUAAGUUGUGGCUAUGAAGAGAAAACUGAAUGGGGAAAAGAGAUUGGGUGGAUCUAUGGCUCGGUUACAGAAGAUAUUUUGACUGGCUUUAAAAUGCAUUGUAGAGGAUGGAAGUCAUUAUACUGUAUGCCAAAAAGACCAGCUUUCAAGGGAUCUGCACCUAUCAAUCUUUCAGAUCGGUUGCACCAAGUGCUGAGGUGGGCUCUUGGUUCAGUAGAAAUUUUCCUUAGUCGUCACUGCCCCUUAUGGUAUGCCUAUGGUGGAAAAUUGAAGUACCUUGAGAGAUUUGCUUACAUCAACACCAUUGUCUACCCUUUCACUUCCAUUCCUCUACUAGCCUACUGCACUGUCCCAGCUAUCUGUCUUCUCACAGGAAAAUUUAUCAUCCCAACUCUGAACAACUUUGCUAGCAUAUGGUUCAUGGCACUUUUCUUGUCCAUCAUUGUGACUGGUAUUCUAGAGCUUCGAUGGAGCGGUGUUAGCCUAGAGGACUGGUGGAGAAAUGAGCAAUUCUGGGUCAUUGGUGGUGUGUCUGCACAUCUUUUUGCUGUCUUCCAAGGCCUCCUCAAGGUCCUUGCUGGAGUUGACACCAACUUUACGGUGACAGCGAAAGCAGCAGACGACAGUGAGUUUGGGGAGCUAUACCUCUUCAAAUGGACUACUCUUCUUAUACCUCCAACAACCCUAAUUAUCUUGAACAUGGUGGGAGUUGUGGCAGGCAUUUCUGAUGCCAUUAACAAUGGUUAUGGUUCAUGGGGUCCUCUGUUUGGGAAACUAUUUUUCUCCUUCUGGGUCAUUGUCCAUCUCUAUCCCUUCCUCAAAGGUUUGAUGGGAAGGCAAAACAGGACUCCUACCAUUGUUGUACUUUGGUCAAUUCUUCUGGCUUCGAUCUUCUCACUCAUUUGGGUUCGAAUUGAUCCUUUCUUACCCAAGCAAGUUGGACCAAUUCUUAAACAAUGUGGGGUGGAAUGCUAGAUAGCCAAACGGUAUUGAUUUUUUUUGGGUUUUUUUACCUCUCCCCCUUGAAUGUUUUUUCUCUGUAGUUUAAAGGCACUUUGUGCUUGUAUAUGUCUUUUAUCAGAACUCCAUAAACCUUAAAGAGAAUGAUUUGAGCAUAUAUAAUGUUGAACAAAGGUUGAUUUGGUGGUAAUUAAUGUGUGAGAAAAGGAAGCAACUGGCAUUAUCAUGAUCUAUACAGUGAUUGCCACCAUUACAAUGAUAUGUAUCAUGAACUGCAAAUAACAUUUACAGUAUCUCCACCAAACCUGUUUGAGAUUUCGAUCCA